AUGGUUGGACUCACAUCAGCUUCUGGCCUCGUUGGCUUCCUGUCCGAGCCAGACCCAGAGCUCAGAGUGUUUGCUUUGAAGACACUUGACGCUGAAGUCGAUGUGCUCUGGACAGAUAUUGUCGAUGCUAUCCCUCAAAUAGAGGCGUUAUACGAAGACGAGACCUUCCCCGAGCGCGAACUCGCAGCUUUAGUAGCUUCGAAAGUCUACUACCACUUACAAGAAUACAAUGAGAGCAUGGUGUUCGCACUAGGAGCUGGAAAGUUAUUGAACUUGGAUAAGGGUGGCGAAUUCGAGCAGACGAUCAUCUCCAAAUGUAUCGACACAUUCAUAGCGCUAUCCGCCAGCCGCCAUCCAUCGGUUGGUGAAGCUCCGUUGUCUCUCAACACAGCCUUUCCUUCCUCGAACGGCGCUACGAACACAUCUGCCAGUCUGGCUUCUCCUAUUACUCCAUUCUCACAAUCCGCCCUCCCCUCCAAAUCUCUUUUGUCGCGUGAGGAAGAACCAAGCGCAGAUGCCACUUUCCCGCAAGACAGCGCUUCCAAAUUCGAAGAGACUUCCUUGGUUGUGAGAAGAGGUGUCCAGAAACAAUUACAAGGUGUAAUUGAGCGAUUAUUCGAACAGUGUUUCCGCCAGCAACGAUAUCGUCAGGUUGUCGGAAUCGCAAUCGAAGCAAAGAAUCUAGAUGUCCUUCGGACGGCUAUCCUUCGUUGCAGUGAAUCUGAGAAGCAACAACAAGGAGAAGCCUCAAGACAUGGCGAGGAGUUGAUCGAAUAUGUACUAGACAUCUGCAUGAGUGUGAUUCAGGAGCGAAGUUUCCGUAAUGAGAUUUUGAAACUCAUUUUGGAGCUCCUGAAUCAAAUUCCAUCCCCAGAUUAUUUCGCCAUCGCCAAAUGUGUUGUUUACCUCGACGAGCAUUCCAUGGCCACCGAGAUUCUCCGACAACUCAUCGACAAGGACGAGACUCGGGCCCGAACAAUCGCUUAUCAGAUUUCAUUCGAUCUCUACGAUAACAGCACUCAAGAAUUCUUGAAGAAAGUGAUUGCUGAGAUUGAGGAGCUUCUUCCAGAAGAACCCAAAACUGAAAACGCAAACGAAGAGGCCGCCACCGAGGCAGACUCCUUGCUGGCAAAUCAAUCCUCCUCCAAGGCCGAGUUGACUGAGGAGGCCCGUUUGGCUUUUACAAAUAUACGCGACAUCCUACAAGGUGUCAAGACCAUUCAAUUGAACCUUGAGUUCCUCUACCGUAGCAAUAAGGCCGAUGUGUCGAUUCUUAACAAAAUCCGGGAUAGCCUUGAAGCCAGAAACUCGAUUUUCCACAAUGCUGUCACUUUUUCAAAUGCAUUUAUGCAUGCAGGAACGACGCACGACAAGUUCUUCCGAGACAACUUGGAGUGGCUCGGAAAAGCCGUCAACUGGUCUAAGUUCACGGCAACCGCUGCUCUGGGUGUGAUUCACAAGGGAAAUUUGUCGGAAGGUCGAAAGCUUUUGGCCCCGUAUCUCCCUCGUGAACAUAUCUCCGGAGUCGGUAGCACGGGCUCUGUCUACAGCCAGGGUGGUUCGCUUUUCGCAUACGGAUUGAUAUACGCCAAUCACGGUGGUGCUGCUGUUGAGCUUAUCCGUGAUCACUUCAAGAAGGCAACCGAGGAAGUUGUGCAGCAUGGAGGCGCUCUUGGUCUUGGUGUUGCUGGUAUGGCAACAGGCGAUGAGGGUAUCUGGGAGGAUCUCAAGUCUGUUCUCUACACCGACUCUGCCGUGAACGGAGAGGCUGUUGGUUUGGCUAUGGGCCUUGUCAUGUUGGGUACUGGUAACAUGAAACUGUUAGAAGAAAUGGUUCAAUAUGCACACGAGACUCAGCACGAGAAGAUUGUGCGAGGUCUUGCAUUGGGCAUGGCUUUGAUCAUGUACGGCCGUCAAGAAGCAGCUGACGAACUCAUUAACGGUUUGCUGGGCGACCCUGAUCCUUACCUCCGUUACGGAGGUAUCAUGACCGUUGCAUUGGCCUACUGCGGUACGGGAAGUAAUAAAGCUGUCCGCAAGCUUCUUCAUGUUGCAGUUAGCGACGUCAACGAUGACGUCCGUCGAGUGGCAGUCAUGAGCUUAGGAUUUAUCUUGUUCCGCAAGCACCAGAGCGUUCCUCGCAUGGUUGAGUUAUUAUCUGAGUCAUACAACCCACAUGUCCGUUAUGGUGCUGCGAUGGCUUUGGGUAUCUCAUGUGCUGGCACUGGUCUUGAUGAAGCUAUCGAUCUCUUAGAACCCAUGCUCAAGGAUCCUACGGAUUUCGUCAGGCAGGGUGCCCUCAUCUCUCUUGCCAUGGUCCUCGUUCAACAGAACGAGACUAUGAACCCCAAGGUUGGCAGCAUUCGCAAAAUGAUGAAUAAGAUGAUCACAGAUCGCCAUGAGGAUGCUAUGGCUAAGUUUGGUUGUGCUCUUGCUUUGGGUAUUAUUGAUGCUGGUGGGCGCAACUGCACCAUCAGUCUACAGACCCAGACGGGUAAUCUCAACAUGCCUGGUAUUGUCGGUGCUGCUGUCUUCACACAGUACUGGUAUUGGUUCCCUCUUGCACACUUCCUUUCCCUGAGUUACACGCCUACUGCAGUCAUUGGUGUCGAUCAAUCCCUCGAAGUUCCUGUAUUCCAAUUCCAUAGCAACACAAGACCUAGCCUCUUCGACUAUCCUCCUGAGCAGCAAGUGAAGGCUGACGAAGCUCCUGAGAAAGUGAAGACGGCUGUUCUUUCUACUACUAAUCAAGCCAAGCGACGUGCUCAGCGUCGCGAAAAGCAACAAAGGCGAGAAAGCAUGGACGUUGAUCAGACACCCACGACACCCAAGGUUUCCGGUCAGCUUCCCGAGAAGAUGGAGACAGACGAGAGUGCUGUCAAGGAAGGCGAAGAGGCCAAAGAGGCUACCAAGGAGGAGGGUCAGAAGAAGAAGGCGGAGAAGGAGAAGGUCGGAUACGAGCUGGAGAACAUGUCUCGUGUGCUCCCAGCCCAGUUGAAAUACUUGACCUUCCCCGACCCUCGAUACGAGCCUGUCAAGCGACCUACUGGAGGAGUGGUUGUUGUUCUUGACAAGAAACCAGAUGAACCACGCGAGACAAUCGAACUGCGAGCCACCACUGAGAUUCGACAAGCGGCUUUCUCAGAUGCUAUGCAAUACUUCACGGACCGUAUACAGGCUCAGGGAGCUGCCAAUGCUGCCUUUGAGACACCACAGCGAGGCGACGCCGGAGCAGCUGCAACUGGCGCUGCUCUAGCGGCAGGCGUACUCACUGCCGUUGACGAAGAUGAAGAGGGUGCGGAGGAUGCCCCUGUUCCCGAUGAGUUCGGCUACGAGACGGAGAAUAUGGAGGAAUAG
Molecule: messenger RNA, 3357 nt
Organism: Talaromyces marneffei
Lineage: Eukaryota; Fungi; Ascomycota; Eurotiomycetes; Eurotiales; Trichocomaceae
Exons: 5
Coding region: 1-3357 (1118 amino acids)
Biological process (GO): regulation of protein catabolic process; proteasome-mediated ubiquitin-dependent protein catabolic process
Cellular component (GO): nucleus; proteasome storage granule; proteasome complex
Molecular function (GO): enzyme regulator activity
Source: RefSeq, a predicted model, not a curated record